AACAGAGAGCAGCUUUCUGCGAGAAAGUUUGUCCGCUCCAGUCCUCGCUGGAACUUCUGGUACAUUGGAACUCGCUUAAACGCUUACGUUUUUACCCGUUUCCUGAGAUCAAGAGUUUAUUUUUAAACCUCUUCAACUGCGCGUCGCGACGAGCGCAGACUUUUACGCACAGUUUUUUUUUUCUUUUCACGCCCCAAAGGAAAAUGCCUCGGUCUUUCUUGGUCAAGAAGUAUUUCGCCAGACAAAAACCGAACUAUAGUGACCUGGAAAGUCAGAAUGACUCCUCCCAGGAGCGGUACCCUCUGGCCGAGUUUCCAUCAGGCUGCAACACAUCCAGCGCCACCUGCCUCACCACAGGCCUAGUUUGGGACCUCAGUGUCCUGCCGGCUCUCUACCUGCCCACCUCCCAAACAGAACCCUCCGCUGCCCCGGGCCCCCUGGACCUCAGCUCCCCGUCCAGCCUCAGCAGCAAUGCCAGCAGCAGCGGAGAGGAGGACGAAGGGCGAACCUCGGACCCUCCGAGCCCUGAACCCGUCCACACGUAUGCGCCCCGUCAGCGGAUGAAAUGUACUGGUGUCAUGGCCCAUGUGAGUCCUCCAGAGGAGGAGGAGGAGAGAGAAGCCCCCGUGACCGCGGUCAGGCCUGCCUUCCUCUGCAAACACUGUCCCAAAGAAUAUACCAGCCUGGGGGCGCUGAAGAUGCACAUCCGGUCACACACCCUGCCCUGCGUGUGCACCACAUGUGGGAAAGCCUUCUCCAGACCGUGGCUGCUGCGCGGUCACAUCCGCACCCACACAGGUGAGCGCCCCUUCUCCUGUCCCCACUGCAACCGCGCCUUUGCCGACCGGUCCAACCUCCGGGCCCAUCUGCAGACCCACGCCGAGGUGAAGAAAUACCAAUGCAGCGUCUGCUCUCGCACGUUCAGCCGCAUGUCUUUGCUACAGAAACACAGCUCCUCAGGCUGCUGCUCGGCCUCGGCAUGAGACGUCACCCAGGGGGAGAGCCAUAGUGACACUCAGGGUAGAGACGGGGGGCGGGGGGAGGCUAACAUGAGCUGGCCUGUUGAGGAGUUUUAAGGCCCCAAAGACCAUGAAGCGGCUGUUUUAAGGGACCUGGACACAAUCAAGACUCAUUCUGGAUUUGAAUUUACAAGCUUUUUCGCUGCCCUGCUUCACUGCAGAGCCUUUUUUUUUUGUCCAUUUUAGUCUUGGGCUGCUGGACCAAAUCUAAACCGAGCUGCGGCUCACUUGAUAUCAGCCCCUUGUUUCUGUUGUGCUCAUUCCAAAAAGCAAAUAUGUAGUGAACUCACUUAAGAGUGCGCGCAAGAGAGAGGUGUUCUUUCCUGCGCUGGUGCCCGUCAGCGCCGGAUCAUAGACACAGCUGCCGAGAGGCAGAGGACCGUGGGUGGACUAAAUCUCUCAGUACGUGCGGCCGCGCACACAUAAGCAAAAGCACACACAGCUGUCCCUGGUACUGUGGUGUAGAUGGACGAGGUGCUAACAGGUGCUUCAGCCAUGACCUUCGCUGGAUAAAUAGCAGGUGACUUCCACUGCCCUUGGUUUGUUCAGAAAGAAAGAGGAAGCGUGUCAUAACUAAAGAAUGGCGUCACUUCGGAAUCGCCUCUAUUUUGUCCACAUGCAAACCCUCUCUCUAAUCCGAUGGGUUUCAGAGAUAGGUAAGCUGUUUUCCCCCCAAAAAAAAAUAAAAAAGAGAAAGCGCCACGGCGCGGCUGUGAGGUCGACGACGAGCGAGUCCUGCACUCAAGGUUACCACAGUGUUAAUAAUACAAGCCAAAGCCAUAAUUGAUAUGUGAACUGAGUCUUUGUCUCGUCGUAGUUUCUUUUUUAAAAGCCAAAAAGUGCCUAUUUUUACCUCAAAGUGUUGCUUCAGGCAGAUUCCUUAUAUUUGUGAUGGAAAUUGUUGUACAGCUAAUGAACUGGGACCAAACGUCUUCCACGUUUACUUCUCCAAAGGUGACCCAAACUAAGAAACCCAAAGAAGAAUUUAGAACUAUUAAUGGCAGUAUUUUACAGUGCAAUGUGUUCAUUGAGAUUUGUACAAUGCUCGUGUGUUUACUUCUCUUUCUUGUAUGUCGUAACUGACAAAUUUGCAUUUCAAUAAAGUAAUUUAUGUUUAUUAAAA
Synchiropus splendidus (mandarinfish) is the source of this 2142-nucleotide messenger RNA. It is a transcript of the gene snai1a, whose product is annotated as snail family zinc finger 1a. Bases 204 to 983 code for a protein of 259 amino acids. The transcript has 3 exons. The record is from RefSeq and is a predicted model, not a curated record. Gene Ontology annotation, molecular function: DNA-binding transcription factor activity, RNA polymerase II-specific; RNA polymerase II cis-regulatory region sequence-specific DNA binding. Gene Ontology annotation, biological process: regulation of DNA-templated transcription. Lineage: Eukaryota; Metazoa; Chordata; Actinopteri; Syngnathiformes; Callionymidae.